AUUGAACCUAUUUUCACCAAAAGAACGUCAAGACGCAUACAUGGGGAGCUGUACAAGUUUAUCGACUCUUCGGAUGUUAUCCUGCACAUACUUGAUGCUCAAGACUUCCUUGGCACUAUGUACGAAUCUCUGCUCGAGUACAUGAAAAAAGAGAAAGCGCACAAACAUGUUCAAACUUGUCGUCAACAAGUAAGUUUGUACCCAAUUGAGUCGCAGCAAGUCCCUAGUGACUUUGUGUACGUCUCCCUGCUGAAUGUGCCACAGGCAAAGUAUAUUCAACGUCCAACACUUCAAUACCCUACGAUUGCCUUUCACGCACCACCCAAUCACUUGUUCGGCAAGGACUCUUUGAUUCAACUCCUUCGCCAAUUCUCCCAGCUUCAUUCAGAUCAGAAACAAAUUUCCGUUGGAUUUGUUGGAUACCCAGACGUAGGCAAGAGCAGCGUUAUCAAUGUGCUGAAGAGCAGUAAGGUCUGCCGCAUUGCUCCUGUACCAAGAGAACCAAGGUACGCGCCAAGAAUGACUGUUAACCCUCCUAACCUAACUUAA
This is a messenger RNA of Suillus subalutaceus, 549 nucleotides long. RefSeq lists its product as uncharacterized. Gene Ontology annotation, cellular component: nucleolus. The transcript has a single exon. Gene Ontology annotation, molecular function: GTP binding. The record is from RefSeq and is a predicted model, not a curated record. NCBI's taxonomy places the organism in Eukaryota, Fungi, Basidiomycota, Agaricomycetes, Boletales, Suillaceae. The annotation marks the transcript as partial.